Centruroides sculpturatus (bark scorpion) is the source of this 2518-nucleotide messenger RNA. Its product is annotated as PTB domain-containing engulfment adapter protein 1-like. The transcript is spliced from 13 exons. The record is from RefSeq and is a predicted model, not a curated record. Bases 275 to 1462 code for a protein of 395 amino acids. Lineage: Eukaryota; Metazoa; Arthropoda; Arachnida; Scorpiones; Buthidae.
UAGAAAGUGAGUAAGACGUCAUCGUGACUAUGAUCGUUAGUGCCAAGCACAGAUCCGCCUCUUUAAAAUUCAAGUUGAACGUGUUUAGAAUGGAACAUUUCUGAAGACAAGAUCAUCAAGGAUCCAGCAAAUUUUGAUGAUUUCCUGAUAAUUCCUGUUGGUUCCAAGUCAUGAAGCAAAAUGCUCAAUUUAUUUACUGAAAAUCUUCAUUGAAAUAAUUUUUUCUUCCAUCUGAAAGGCAAAUUGUAUAUAAGAUUCAAAAAAUCUUGUCAACAUGCUCAGCCGUCAAUCUUUAAUGAAAUGGACUCAAAAUAACAAAAAUAACUCAAAAUCAACAAAUAAGAAUUGGGUACAUCCUCCUGAAGCUUUACAACAAGGACAUGUUGCUUAUUUAGUUAAGUUCUUUGGCUAUACUGAAGUAGGAAAAGCUAAAGGCAUUGAUGUGGUAAAAGAAGGAAUAACUAAGUUAAAGUUUGACCAACAGAUAAAAAGGUCUGAAGGAGUAAAACUUCCCAAAGUAGAACUAACAAUUUCAGUUGAUGGUGUUGGAGUUCAAGAUGCUAAAACAAAAACAAUACAUCAUCAGUAUCCCUUGCAUCGUAUAUCCUAUUGUGCUGAUGAUAAGGCAGACAAGAAAUUUUUCAGCUUUAUUGCAAAAGAAGCAGACACAGAAAGACACAGUUGUUUUGUAUUUUCCAGUGAUAAAUUGGUAUUCUUUGGCUAUACUGAAGUAGGAAAAGCUAAAGGCAUUGAUGUGGUAAAAGAAGGAAUAACUAAGUUAAAGGUACAAGAAUUAGAAUUAGAAAAUUCACAGUUGAAGAAAAGAUUAGCAGAAUUGGAAAAAGGAAAAGAUAAGAAAGAUGUUGAGUGUCAUAAAUCAAAUAAUAAUAUAUUGGAGAUAAAUUCCUUUAAUAAUAAAAAGCCAAAUUCUACACACAAUGCAUCUGUUUUGGGAACGACACCUAUUCUUCAACCACCUCCUCCAGUUCCUCCUCGACUACAUCAAGGAUCUAUCAGUACUUCAAAAUCAUCAUUAUUACCAUCUCAGGAUCUGUUGGCACUUUCAUCUUUAUAUCAAACUUCACCUGCUGAUGACUUUGAUUUCAAUCCUCGAAAUGGCCAAACUGUUUCUCAAAACACACAGAACAACAGACAUAUUAAUAAUGGACAAAUGUUUUUCACUGAAAAUAAUAUCAAUAAUUCAUCUACAUUAAAUGAUAAACAAGAUAGUCAGAAAGAUCUGUUUGGAGCUACACCAUUUAUACCAACAGAUCAAUCUAACAAACAGGAUCCAUUUGGAAUGGGUGAAUUUAGCACCUUGGAUCUGAAUGGAAUGGAUUUAGACAAUGCAAUUGGAGCCAUAGACAAAAAAUUAUCAGAAAUGAAGGAUGGAUUUAGUCAAGGACUUAGUUUUGGUGUUGAUGAUUUUGAUUUUGCCACUUUGGAUUCAAAAGGAAAUUAGCCAUGAAAACACAAAUACUUAAGAAGGUGAGAAUAAAAACAAGCUGGAAAUAAUUGAACUGCAUAUUUGAAACAUAUACAUAUAUAAAUACAUAUAUAUAUAUUCUACUGUAUUAUAAUAAUUUAGGAAUUAAAAAAUUUUAUACUAUUUUUAUAUACAUAUUAAAUAUACCAUUAAAAAAUGAAUUUUAAAAAUUAAUAACUUGUCAUUCAUGAAGUUUGUAAAGUACAUUUCAUGCUAUGGAUAAAUUAGCUGAAUUGAAAAGUUCUUGCUUUUUAGAGAAUUUAUCAAGUAGUAAGUUGUCUUGCACAUUGGAGUGUGUUGGUUCUACAUUUUAUAUAAACUAUAAAUAAGUAGAAAGUAUGUAAUGUGUAAUAGUGCAUAUAUACAUAUUUUAUUUUAAUGAAAAAUAAAUUCAUGAGAAUAGUAAGAUAAAAAAAAAUUAAAUUUCUAGAAAUUCAUCUUAUAACUCCAUUUAACUCCAUUUUUGUGUUUUUAAUUAAUGAAAAAGAAUAACAGAAUUUGCAUGCACUCACAUGUAUUUUUUAUACAUGUGAAAUAAAACAAUUUAUUUUGAUCUUAAUAUCCAUAGGAUACAUGGAAUUUUGUAUAGAUAAGAGUAAUUUAUUUUUUAAUUUACAUUCAGAAUAUUGUAGUGCCAAAACAAGUAUUUUUCAAAAAGAAAAAAAAAACCAUAGAAUAUUUUAAUUUAACAAAUAACAUAAUUUUAUUUUGUAAUUAUAAGAUAAAAUAUAUUUUAUUAAGUACAGUAGUUUCUAACAGUUGAGACCACUAUAUAAUUUUUGUUAUUGUUAAAAGAAUAUAAGACUGAGUUUUAUAGUAUAAAAUGUUCUCUUUAUUACUUAAUUAAAAAAUUAGUGGUCAGAGUUUGUUAGCUCUUUCUACUAUUUCAUGCAUAAUAUAAAUGAAAUAUAAAGAUACCUUAUCAUUUUAAAUGAUUUGAAUUCAACUCAAUUCUUCUUAAAAUUAUCAGUUUUCAGAAGAAAAUUAAUGAAAUAUAAUAAGAAUUGUCUGAAUUUAAAUGAUUACAUAAAA